Diabrotica virgifera virgifera (western corn rootworm) is the source of this 1710-nucleotide messenger RNA. RefSeq names its product probable dolichyl pyrophosphate Glc1Man9GlcNAc2 alpha-1,3-glucosyltransferase (gene xit). The record is from RefSeq and is a predicted model, not a curated record. Gene Ontology annotation, molecular function: dolichyl pyrophosphate Glc1Man9GlcNAc2 alpha-1,3-glucosyltransferase activity. Gene Ontology annotation, biological process: protein N-linked glycosylation. Bases 142 to 1692 code for a protein of 516 amino acids. Gene Ontology annotation, cellular component: endoplasmic reticulum membrane. NCBI's taxonomy places the organism in Eukaryota, Metazoa, Arthropoda, Insecta, Coleoptera, Chrysomelidae. The transcript has 7 exons.
ACUUCACUGUCACGUCUGUCAAAUAUUCAAAACAAAAAGUUAACCUAUCAGAUUUUGCCAAGUAACAAAAUCUUUCCCAAUCUCAAUAUAAAAAUGUCUUUUGUAAUGAAAUAAUUCAUCAAUAAAAAAUUGAUUCUAACAAUGAUAUUUACAACUACAUUUUUAACAUCAUGUCUUAAGCUCUUAUUGAUUCCUGCCUACAGGUCGACAGAUUUCGAAGUUCACAGAAACUGGUUGUCUAUAACACACAGUCUACCAGUCAAGAAGUGGUACUUUGAAGACACUUCGCAAUGGACCUUAGACUAUCCACCACUUUUUGCUUGGUUCGAAUAUAUUUUGUCGUUUCCUGCUUACCUGUUUGAUUCAAAAAUGCUCAAUGUUAACCAUUUGAAUUAUUCUUCAGAAAAGGCUGUUCUAUUCCAAAGACUCUCAGUUAUUAUUACUGAUUUAGUGUACUCAUUAGGUGUUUAUAUGUGUUGUUGCUCUGUGAAAAAAAGUUGGGGUAAAGAAGUAGUUUUGCCAAUACUUUUGAUCACAAAUUGUGGUCUUUUGAUGGUGGACCAUAUACACUUUCAGUACAAUGGGAUAAUGUAUGGAAUAUUAUUAAUUUCAAUUGCUUAUAUGAUUCAGGAGAAAUAUCUUCAGUCUGCCUUCUGGUUCACUAUUUUGCUAAAUAUGAAACACAUCUACAUAUAUUUAGCACCAGCUUAUUUUAUUUUUUUGUUAAGACACUACUGCCUGAAAGGACCAUUGGUUAUCCGUAAUAUUUUCAGUCGGAAAAAUUUGAAAAAUGUGGGAAUGCUAGGAUGUACAGUCUUGGGGAUAUUUGUGGUAACCUUUUUACCAUUUUAUGAUCAAAUACCUCAGGUUCUGUCAAGAUUGUUUCCAUUCAAAAGAGGUCUGUGUCAUGCCUACUGGGCCCCAAAUUUAUGGGCCUUGUAUAACACUGUUGAUAAAGUUGGAUUUGUUUUAGCCUCAAAGCUCAACAAAAACCUGGUCAAGAAUGACACAGCCUCAAUGACAGGUGGCCUAGUCCAAGAAUUUUCACAUUCUUUUUUACCAAAUGUGACACCUGUAGCCACCAUUAUACUAACAGCAGUAUUUAUGGUACCAGCAAUGAUCAAGCUGUUUAGAGCUGAAAAACAACCAUUUCAGUUUGUUAGGUGCAUGGUAUUAUGUGCCUUGACUUCAUUUCUUUUUGGUUGGCAUGUCCAUGAAAAGGCAAUUUUGAUGGCUAUAAUACCUUUAAGUAUCCUAUCGAUCAUCAAUCAAAGAGAUGCAAAGGUUUUUUUGAUACUGUCAACAGUAGGCCACUACUCUCUAUUCCCUCUAUUAUUUCCAUCAUCGCUUUUACUUAUUAAAGUGCUGCUUCUUGUUCUAUACGCAUUAUACUCGUUCCACAGUUUAUCGAAGUUGUACCCAUCCUUAACACCAUGUAUAUGCAGCUUUAGCUUACCACUGCUCAGUAUAUACGAAAGUGUAUAUUUGCUAGGUCUUGGUGCAAUAUUUUUCUAUGAAAAUGCGGUGCAUGUAGCUCUAGGAUUGAACAGCAAGCUUCCGUUUUUACCAUUGAUGAUCACAUCAGUUUAUUGUGCAAUAGGCGUUAUUUAUUGUUGGUUGUAUUACUACUAUUACUUUUUAAGAAGUCGUGAUGAAGUCAGUGCUGUGAGUAAUGUAAAAAAGGUAGAUUAAUAUAGAUUUUGUUUGACA